This is a messenger RNA of Gastrolobium bilobum, 893 nucleotides long. RefSeq lists its product as uncharacterized. The transcript has 3 exons. The record is from RefSeq and is a predicted model, not a curated record. Gene Ontology annotation, biological process: oxidative RNA demethylation. Bases 99 to 758 code for a protein of 219 amino acids. Lineage: Eukaryota; Viridiplantae; Streptophyta; Magnoliopsida; Fabales; Fabaceae. Gene Ontology annotation, cellular component: cytoplasm; nucleus. Gene Ontology annotation, molecular function: broad specificity oxidative DNA demethylase activity; oxidative RNA demethylase activity; ferrous iron binding.
AUUCUGCUUCAAUACGAGCUACACUGCUUGAGAAAAACAAGGAAAGCUGCAUUGAGCCACUGGAGGGAAGGACAAAAGAUAGGAUACUGAGGCCUGGGAUGGUUCUCUUGAAACAAUAUAUAACCCAUGAUGAACAGGUUGAAAUAGUUAAAAGUUGCCGUAAGCUUGGUCUAGGUCCUGGAGGAUUCUAUCAACCAGGUUAUGCAGGUGGAGCGAAACUUCGAUUGAAGAUGAUGUGUCUUGGUCUGGACUGGGAUCCUCAAACCAGGAAAUAUGGAAAGAAACGGGUAAUUGAUGGUUGUGAGCCACCUAGUAUUCCCCAUAACUUCAGUAAGUUGGUUAUAAGAGCAAUGCAAGAAGCACACUAUCUAAUCAAUAAGGAAUGUGGAGUAAACUGUGUGGAGGAGAUACUCCCUUCAAUGAAUCCUGAUAUAUGCAUAGUCAAUUUUUAUUCAAACACUGGAAGGCUUGGUCUUCAUCAGGAUCGUGAUGAAAGCAGAGAAAGUAUCCGAAAAGGGUUGCCUGUUGUGUCCUUCUCAAUUGGUGAUUCAGCAGAAUUUCGUUAUGGGGAUCAGAGGGAUGUUGAGAAUGCAGAGAAUGUACUUUUAGAAUCAGGAGAUGUGUUGAUAUUUGGUGGUGAAUCUCGACGUGUCUUCCAUGGUGUGUCUUCAAUCAUACCAAAUUCAGCUCCCAAAGAAUUGCUUAGAGAUUCUAAUCUUUGUCCAGGACGCCUCAAUCUUACAUUCAGACAGUAUUAGUGUUAUUAUCCCUUCAAUCAUGCAUUUUUUUAGUUUAAGAUUUCUCUGUGUCAGUGAAUUGUGUAAACAGUUUAUUGUUUACAUGUGUCCCUUGUGUACAUAACCGUCCCUUCUUAUAGUCUUUAUUGAAAUUUA